Microthlaspi erraticum is the source of this 1491-nucleotide messenger RNA. Lineage: Eukaryota; Viridiplantae; Streptophyta; Magnoliopsida; Brassicales; Brassicaceae. The record is from the annotation of a GenBank genome assembly.
AUGGCGAAACAGGAAGAAGUCUCGGUGCCGAUCUUCUCGUCCCUUGAGACUGUCUACGGCGAAGGAUCUCAGCUCCAAGACGCUACGCGACGAUUCGACGUCCUCAAGGAGAAAUUCAACCAAGUCUUCGGUGCUACUCCUCAGCUCUUCGCUCGCUCUCCCGGAAGAGUGAAUCUGAUCGGAGAGCAUAUUGACUAUGAAGGAUACUCAGUGUUACCAAUGGCUAUUCGUCAGGAUACGAUUAUCGCAAUCCGGAAAAACGAGGGUCAAAAUCAGCUUCGAAUUGCAAAUGUCAAUGAUAAGUACUCUAUGUGUACAUAUCCUGCUGAUCCUGAGCAGGAAAUUGACUUGAAGAAUCACAAAUGGGGCCAUUACUUCAUAUGCGCGUACAAAGGGUUCCAUGAGUAUGCAAAGUCAAAAGGAGUGAAUCUUGGUUCACCAGUGGGACUUGAUGUGAUUGUUGAUGGAAUUGUUCCUACAGGUUCUGGAUUGUCAAGUUCUGCUGCGUUUGUUUGCUCAUCAACGAUUGCUAUUAUGGCUGUCUUUGGUGAGAACUUUGAUAAGAAAGAACUUGCACAGCUUACAUGUGAUUGUGAACGACACAUUGGAACACAAUCUGGUGGGAUGGACCAGGCAAUCUCUAUUAUGGCUAAAAGUGGUUUUGCUGAGCUUAUUGACUUCAACCCUGUUCGAGCAACUGAUGUUCAACUCCCUGAUGGUGGGAGCUUUGUGAUUGCGCAUUCUCUUGCAGAGUCUCAAAAGGCGGUCACGGCUGCUACGAAUUACAACAACAGGGUCGUUGAAUGUCGACUUGCUUCAAUCAUACUUGGGAUUAAGCUCGGAAUGGAAACAAAAGAAGCAAUAUCAAAAGUUAAGACUCUUUCCGAUGUGGAGGGAUUAUGUGUGUCAUUCGCUGGUGAUCAUGGCUCAUCUGAUCCUAAUCUUGCUGUUAAGGAGUAUCUUAAAGAAGAGCCGUAUACUGCGGAGGAGAUUGAGAAAAUCGUUCAGGAGAAGUUACCAUCAAUCUUGAACAACGAUCCAACAUCUUUAGCUGUACUUAAUGCUGCAACGCAUUUCAAAUUGCAUCAGAGAGCUGCACACGUUUAUUCUGAAGCUCGGAGAGUCCAUGGUUUUAAGGACACUGUCUAUUCAAACUUAAGUGACGAAGAGAAGCUAAAGAAACUUGGCGAUCUCAUGAAUGAAAGCCAUUACAGCUGCAGCGUCCUAUACGAGUGCAGUUGUCCGGAGCUAGAAGAACUGGUUCAAGUUUGCAGGGAGAAUGGAGCACUUGGAGCAAGACUGACCGGAGCUGGAUGGGGCGGUUGCGCCGUCGCCUUGGUCAAGGAAUCUGGCGUUUCUCAGUUCAUCGCCGCCGUCAAGGAGAAAUAUUACAAGAAGAGGGUAGAGAAAGGAGUGGUCAAGGAAGAAGACAUGGAGCUUUACCUUUUUGCCUCCAAGCCUUCAAGUGGUGCUGCCAUCUUCAACUUUUAA